Capsicum annuum is the source of this 1349-nucleotide messenger RNA. RefSeq lists its product as uncharacterized. Lineage: Eukaryota; Viridiplantae; Streptophyta; Magnoliopsida; Solanales; Solanaceae. Bases 152 to 1012 code for a protein of 286 amino acids. Gene Ontology annotation, cellular component: chloroplast. The record is from RefSeq and is a predicted model, not a curated record. Gene Ontology annotation, molecular function: protein binding. The transcript has 8 exons.
AAAGUACAUUUUAUUUUUGCAUCAUUUUGGAUAAAAUAGUAUGAUAGAUAGAUGGAGUGGCAAACUAAAGUAAUUUUACUUUUGUACCAUUUUACAUAGUUGCAACAUAUUUUAGACUUUCCUUAAUUUCAACUAGACCUUUGCUCAUUUUAUGUUGUCAUACCUUAUCAAAAUCUCAUUUCCUAUUCUUAGAUUCUCACCUUUCCUUUCCAUAAUGGCACUACAACACAUCCAUCAUCUGCAAACCACCGUUUCUCAAUACUGUACUUAUAGUUCUUUGGCUCCUCCGUGCUCAAGAAAGUUUCGGAAUGGUGAGGUUUUCUUUGGGACCACAUUUUCAACAAUCCAGACUUAUCACAAUCCAGUACCAACUUUGUCCAGAAGACUAUUCUUGCCAUCAGUUUCUGGGCUCUGGAAUGCGCUAACAGGUGGUAACUCAGCUGGUGACGCUGUGAUGGCAAUUCGAAGGGGAAUGCUUCUUUUUAGACAGGGCAAUGUGUUAGGGUCUUUGAUGGAGUUUGACAAGGCAAUUGAGCUUGAUCCUCGCCAGAAAGCUUAUCUUUGGCAAAGGGGAUUGUCUCUAUAUUAUCUUGAUAGGUAUGAAGAGGGUGCAGAGCAGUUCCGUUUAGAUGUUGCCCAGAACCCAAAUGACACAGAGGAGUCAAUAUGGUGCUUUCUUUGUGAAGCUCAAUUGUAUGGAGUUUAUGAAGCAAGAAAAAGAUAUCUUGAGGUAGGUAGAGAUCCACGACCAGUCAUGCGAGAUGCCUAUAACAUGUUUAAAGAUGGUGGUGAUCCAGAAAAGCUUGUUACUGCAUUUCGAAGUGGACAACCAAAUGAAUAUUUCUAUGCUUCUCUGUAUGCUGCCUUGUACUAUGAAUCCCAGAAUGAACCAGAUGCAGCUAAACUUUAUUUAAUUGCUGCUUGUCAAUCCCCUUAUGGAUCAAGGUCUGAUGAUUACAUGGCUGCUCUCGCCAAGGUUCAUUGCAUAUGUAGAAAUUGGAACCUCAACUAAGCGAAUACACUCAAGUUCCAAUAGACUGGUAAAAUUCUAUUCCAAAAUGUUUCUACAUAUCCGGAUGCUUCAGCUGGAUCGAAAUUACACAUCCAUUGUUAGUAUUGUACCUUCAGGUAUCACACAAUUAUAUGGUGAGUCAUUUUGAAACAUAUUCAAUCACAUUUUGGAAUUAGGAGGUGGAUUGUAACUUGUGUAUAAGUAGAUAAAAGAAGGUGACCAAAUAUUUCGGUGUUAUGCAGCUCCAAGAAUUCUUGAGCAGCCUAUGUCUAUUGUUGUAAUUGUUUGUGAAUAUUAUUGUUAUUCCAUAACAGGGACCUAGAUUGUACUAUGUUUA